GGAUUCCAGGGGUUGAUUCUCGCAGCCGGGAAUUAUUGGAGAGGCGCAUUUCGAACCCUUGAGCCCAGCAACUUGUCAAGUCAUCAUUCCUACACAUCAUAUGGAUGCUGCUUCGGUGCCGAUGCCCCGGAAGAGGAGCCGAAGCCAAGGUCCCGGCCGAGGUCAUGACGGCUCCGCUUAUCCACCUGCGAAACACCUCAAACGCGAGAAUGCGGCACACCCCACCAUUGCCGGACAUGCGUUGUUAGCCCAAUACUACGCUGAAAUUGAGACGCUGCGACAGUACGUCCUUUCGAAACUGCCGGCCUCUUCACGUCUCCGACGGAAGAAGAUUGCUCUGGUAGGUCAACGCACCUCUUCUGAGAAGGCCUUGACCGAAGAGGAGCUUGCUCUGAAAGAGCUCUUGGACACAACCAUUGUCGCGAGCCGCGAGCAUGCUGGUGACCCCAAAGACUACCGGUGGCAGCAUUGGGUCAGCUUCUCCCAGAAAGGGGAUAAGUCCUAUGUGACUCUCUCGGAUGGUCUCCAGGGAUCCCUAUACUCUCAGUCGGAGGUUCCUCUUCUCCCGCAACAGUUCCGGCCCGUGGCCGAAGCACUUGCUCUGCGAUGGCUUUCGGAGACAGCCCGGCUCGGCCGUCAGUGCCGGUCCUCAAAACUUAGCGAGCCAUAUUCCGGGCUUGUAUUCCAUCUACCCUAAUCAGCAUGUGCAGGCUCUCAAGGAGCCUCCCUGGCCUCAGCUGCUCAUGUUGCUGGGGGAAGCAGGGGAAAGAAUCAUGAUUGACCUCCUGGUGGACGGUGCUAUAUUCCGGCCUGUGAAAGCCGGAAAAGACAACCUUUACCAACUGAGCGGGAUUCCGAUCUCAGAGCUCGAGCCUGUAGUGCCAAUUGCGAACA
This is a messenger RNA of Canariomyces notabilis, 894 nucleotides long. RefSeq lists its product as uncharacterized. The transcript has 2 exons. NCBI's taxonomy places the organism in Eukaryota, Fungi, Ascomycota, Sordariomycetes, Sordariales, Chaetomiaceae. The record is from RefSeq and is a predicted model, not a curated record. The coding region runs from base 101 to 697 and encodes 198 amino acids.